Molecule: messenger RNA, 1471 nt
Organism: Ziziphus jujuba (common jujube)
Lineage: Eukaryota; Viridiplantae; Streptophyta; Magnoliopsida; Rosales; Rhamnaceae
Product: UDP-glucose flavonoid 3-O-glucosyltransferase 7
Exons: 2
Coding region: 1-1332 (443 amino acids)
Molecular function (GO): UDP-glycosyltransferase activity
Source: RefSeq, a predicted model, not a curated record
AUGGUCAAGCUUUUUGCUUCUCGAGGUCACAAAGCAACCAUUAUCACCACCCCUUACUAUGUUCAUCUUCUCUCCAAAACCAUCCAAAAAACCAGCGUUUAUGGUUCUUUGAUCAAUGUUCUAACGUUGGAAUUUCCUUGUGCCGAGAACGGAUUGCCACAAGGGUGUCAAAGCCUUGACAUGGCUUCCACACCUGAUCUGCUAUCCAAAUUCUUCAAAGCUACUACAACUCUUGGCACAAAACUUGACCAGCUCUUACAACAAUACCGUCUCGAUUGCCUUGUAGCUGACAUGCUCUUUCCCUGGGCUACAGAUGUCGCAGCACGGUAUGGGAUUCCGAGGUUGAUCUUCCACGGAACCUGUUUCUUCGCCCUGUGUGCUACCGUGUGUGUGUAUCGUUAUGCACCUCACAAGGAUGUUACUUCUGAUUGUGAUCCUUUCCUCAUUCCUAAUUUACCUGAGGAAACCCAAUUUGUGAAAUUGUUCAGAGAAAUUAAUGAAACAAACGAGAGGAGCUAUGGGGUCCUGGUUAAUAGCUUGUACGAGCUCGAACGGGUUUAUGCUGAUCAUUACAGGAAGGGAUUGGGAUUUAAGUCAUGGCACAUUGGCCCGCUGUUCUUAUACAAUAAGAUGGAUGAAGAAGACAGAGCGAACAGGGGAAUGGAACCCUCCAUUGAUGAACACGAAUGCAUGAAUUGGCUUAAUUCCAAGAAACCAAAUUCAGUUAUUUAUGUAUGUUUUGGAAGCUUGGCAGAUUUCGACGAUGCUCAGCUACUGGAGAUUGCACAUGGUCUUGAAGCUUCAGGGCAGGAAUUCAUUUGGGUUGUGAAGAAAGGAAAGCAUGAAGGUGUUAAAGCAGAGUGGUUGCCCGUAGGAUUUGAGAAGAGAAUGGAAGGAAAGGGACUGAUUAUAAGAGGUUGGGCAACCCAAAUGCUGAUCCUUCAACAUGAAGCUAUGGGUGGAUUUGUAACACAUUGUGGAUGGAACUCAACGCUGGAAGGUAUUUGUGCAGGGUUGCCAAUGGUCACAUGGCCAGUCUUGGCCGACCAGUUUUACAAUGAGAAGCUGAUCACUCAAAUACUUGGAAUCGGUGUCAGUAUCGAUAAUCGGCGAUGGAGUAUGUUUAUGGUUGACUGUAUGAAGAGGGAAGCCAUAGAGAAUGCUGUGAGUCGUAUUAUGGUAGGUGAGGAAGCAGAGGAAAUGAGAAGCAGAGCUAGGGCCCUUGGGGAAAUGGCAAAAGGGGCUGUUGAAGAAGGUGGGUCUUCUUGCUCAGACUUAAAUGCCUUAAUUGAAGAAUUAAAACAACGUAAGAUGGUCCCUGAUUCAAGCUAGACUAUAUGUAUGUGUGCUUUCAAUGUUUUUUCUUUUGGAAUUUUAUGUGCUUUCAAGGCAGUUUUAUAAGAAAUUAGAGGUUUGUUUGGUUGGAGGAAUAACCUGGAACAACAACAUUAAAAUGCCUCUAAUUUCUAAU